AUGUCGGAUUUGGAUCUAAAUGCAGGCGAGAACAAAGGCGUUUUCCACCCCUAUGAAAAUGCCAGUCUCGGCGCGACACGACCUGCCUAUUUGCCCAACUCUGGCUUCUGUGAGAAGAGGCAACACAAACGUUCAAUAAGUGAACAAAUUUUCAACCCCCGACACGUGCAUACACGACGUCCUCGACAUCGAAGCAAGAGCAGGGAUACUCUGUUAGAUGGUGGCGGUGUGGGGCCAAUGCUCCACCCUGAAAGGGGCUCCCUCUUCGAGGGUUACAUGGGUGAGGAGGAGCAGGAGUACUACAGUGACUAUUUGCCUCCUACGGUGGAACCCAUUGCACAGUCGGCUACCUCGACAGGAAAGGCGUCUCAUUUCAGACAGGUGUUAAAAAUGAGAAAUAAACGAAGACGGCAAAGUCGAAAUGUACGUCUGUCCCUAGUUUUUUUUUUGUAUGACAUCAUUCCAUCUCGUGCACUUGCUUUAUAGCCACUGGGCAUCCGCUUUGAGUAGAGCACAACGUGCGUGUGUAAAAAGGACUGACGAGUGUAGCUGUUACAGAUAAAAGGAAUUUUGUUUGACUGGCGUUUUGGAUUCUAAUCCAAACUCAUCACCAGUGGCAGUCACAGAUGUGAGAAGCAACAACGCGGGGUAAUUUGAAGCAAGCAUAGGCGGCGGAAUUUAUUGGAACCGAUAAAUUUCGCGACGGCUUAUCAUCUGCAGUCUGUCGUUGCCUAACACAGAUAACAAGUGAGAAAGAUACAGAGGUUUGAGCUUCCGCAGCGAAAAUCAAAAUAAAACAGCAAGGUCAUCGUAUACUGCACGCAGGCUAGUCAACAAAAUGGCAAAUUAAAAAUGCAACUUGGGAAAGUAAAGGGUGAAGUUGACACGCAGAGAGGUUCGCAAAUCAAGGGGUUGAAAUUUACCAGGGCAAGCUGAGGUUGAACACGUGGUAUAGCUGUUUGCAUAGGUCGGGUUUCUUCGUCGUAAGUAGGCCGCCUCCAAGUAGCGCAGUAACCGAGUUGUUCGUGUCCGAACUAAUACUCUAAAAGAUGUUUUAGGGUCAACGGAAUGGCCGCUAUCUAGAAAACUUUUUAAACCCGAAUUGUACUCUUCUUUUGAGUAUGAAACUGGAAGAAGACGUGAUUUUCUAUCGAAUAAGUAAAAGAAUGAAUAUUUUUAUGCAUGUUUUCCAUGAAAUAUAAUUGACUUUUCAGGGGCAUCGAAAAUCAAUGAGAAAAUUGCAUGUUACUUAAGUAGCCAUUUUUUGCAGAGUAUAGGUCUUACAUGCAGCCGAAAAUAAGUUCUUUCGAAAGCCGACACCCUGAGGUAACUGGAUCAUCAUAGAUUUAUGGUGCAUCAUGAUUAGUUUUACAACACUACUUAAUUUAUCUUUUCGAAACGAGAACGCAUUUCGAAGGUUUGGUUGACAUUUCAUGAGUUAACACAUCUACUGUAGGUGCUUUGUGACAGAAGAUCGUGGAAUUUUGUUCUCCUGCUUUAGAAAUAAUUACGCAGGUUCCAAUUAAUUCUGCUGUCUAUGAUUGUUUCAAAUUUAUCCUAGGGAAAUAUUUCAUUAACAUAUGGUAACUAAAAUUCUUGUUCCAACGAUCACAUCUUCUUCCGUUCAAUCGCCUUCCGGGACUUGCCUUUUCGCUUGCAUCAGCAAGUAAAGCCUCUUUUCGAAAACAGUCGUUAAUAGUAAAUUUUCUGCAAGCCAUGCUAUCACUAUCGUCGUUGCUUAAACACGAGUCGUGUCUGGUGUUUACUUUAGAUUGUUUUAAAUCAACUGGUCUUGAGCUUCACUGAAUAAAUCUCCUGAUGUAUGUAAAGAGGACUGAUGAGUGUAGCUUUUAGAAAACAGGAAUUUUAUUCAACUGACGUUUCGGGUUCUCAUUCAAACCCAUCACCAGGGACAGUCACAGAUGUGAGGAUCGACAACGUGGGGUACCUAAAAUUCUUGCCUCAAUGACCGCAUCCUCCCCUAUUCAAUCGCUUUCUUGGACUCGCAUUUUUGCUUUCAUCAGCAAGUCGAAUACAGUCGUUAAUAAGGGAUUUGUUGCUGUCGUCGUCGUUGCUUAAGCUCAAGUCGUGUCUGGCGUUUACUUUGGAUCGUCUCAAAUCAACUGGUUUUGUGCUGCGCUGGAUAAGCCUCCUGAUGUGCAGUGAACGACGCACAGGCUGCCACGAACUCUUGACCUCAACACAAUAGGUACUGAAGGAAUGCCCAAAGUCCUCUUUGAUAAAUUCUUCACGGCCGCAGGUAUCAUCUACGGAGGAUCGACCCAGUGGUUGGUCCGCCUAGGAUCCUCAUACAAUCUCGGGCAAUACUGCAGUUGUGAUCUGCUACUUUAUUAUAUGCAGAAUGAGAUUAAUGGCGAAUACAAGGGCGCCUAAAGUCGCCACUUCUGGCUCAUUAGCCGUCGUCAAUCCACGGCCCCAGGUUUGCGGCCCCGAAUGUUCUUUGAGCAAUACCGAAAAUGCAUAGGGUUAGGCUUGCUGUAAAAAGCAUAUGUAUGCUCAAGAAGGCCAUUCUACUGACUUUGAUAGGAAGCAGCUGAAAUAUUUCCAAAAAUAUGACCUAAGCCUAAAGUAGCGUGCUUCAGCAAUCGUAGUUUAGUUUCUUCAAUAAUUUUGGUUGAAAUUCUAAAGUUGAAACGCCGUACUGUUGGUAAAGUCUGCUGUAGUACUCGACCGGCCGAAACAUUGCCUCAACCUCCAAGGCAAAAACUAGUGAAGAUUUAAUUUCGAUCAUCAUUUGGCCAAGUUGGCUGACCGUCUGGGGAAUCCACUCCAAACUUGGAGCAUCAUUAAACGUCUGGGCAAGGGCGUGGCUUAUGGCCGAGGUUACUUAGUCCGGGGAGCAAUUGUGCUGAAAAAAUAACUGGCGAUAUUUAUUUGUACAUUCCAGAGAAAAGAAUAAAAAGACGUCACGGUGGCUGCUACGUGAGGGUGGCCAAUAUGCUUUAAGGUGGUCAUCGGAGUAAAAGUACGGAAAUGCAAUGCCUUUUUUGACAACGACUUCAAGGGAUCGUUUUCAAUAAGACAUUCCACAGACAAGUGGGAUCUACGCUGCCAAUUAUGUUGAUACUUCGCAUAACUUAUCAGCACUGUCAACCAUACAUGCAACGGUAGUCUCUUUUUUAGAAACAAGCGUGAAAGUGAAACUGGAAUUUUGAGCAUGGGUGUUGUAUGAUAAGUCAAACCUCACCCACAUACGUGGAGUUUACAUGAAAUUAUAAAAUGCCUUCGAGUAAGCGCCUGACUUGUUCUCAGUGGACGGGGUGGGCUAAGAUAAGUUGCUUUAAAGGGGAACAAAAAGUAUGGACAGGGCUUGCUGCAGUUGCUUGCUUUAACUCCCAUCAGUCGCCUUGUGAAGCAUAUUCUCAAGACCGUCAUUUCCAUGAACGUUUGACUUUCAUUUUCACAAUAUUCAGAUUGUAUGACAUGUACUGCAAACCCCGUUCAAGUUCAGGAGCGUUCUGGCCGCAGAGUGACAUAUGAUGUCGGGGCUGAGGCCGAAGGCUGUUUGUCUUGAUAAAUUGCCACGGCUAAACACCUCCAUCUGCCAGCACUGACAUUUGUUUAAGGGUAAUAUUUGUCGAGGCUUUUGCAUCUGGACCCAAAUGUCUUCCUCGCAUAUGUCUCUCCGCUCGGUAUUGCCGUGAAUGCCUCCGCCUGUUGCACAUACUUCGGCAUUUCAGCGGGUCUAAUUGGAGCUGCUUAGGUAGUUCGUUUUAAAUAGUUUCCAGAUUUACUUUGUGAAUUCCCGCACAUAAGUUGCGUGACGUUUUAAACAAUAAGGCGAACGUUUCUGCAGACCGCACGCACUCAGUACCUCAAGGGUUGUUUAAAUGUCCCCUUCUCAGGGUCUUCCGCUGCUUUGUAUUUUAUUCGUCCAUUGAGUGGUUGCUUGGCAAAGCAGUCAGCCAUCAUCGAAGUUUUCUAUAAAUUUCCGAGAAAAAAAGUAGUAACUCACCUGUAAGGAACUAUAAAGCGAUCACUCAUAAUACCCCUACCUAGCCACCGAAUAUACAUGCCUAUCAGGGGAUGUCAAUUCGCAGGUUCUGGAAAACUUUGAACAUUCGCUAAACUCAGUCACAACUUGUUGGACUGUUUGGCUAUGAACGAAUACCUUCAGCUAGUUUCUGCAUCGCUACGCUAGCUGACAAGUAGAAAUCAAGGGGUGCACAAAUGUUUGUUUUUAAAGAACAGCCGUACAAAAUGGGAUUAAACGACUGUGUGGUUAAAAUUUUGCCAAAAAAUCCGAAGGAGCUCUGAUCGAAGACAGAUACAGUGCGUGACCGAUCUCAUGAAAUGCUAGUCGAAAUUCUGAAAGAUGUUUUCGAUUAGGAAUAAUUACUUAGGUGAAAUUGUAAUAUUGAUUAGCAUGAAGUAUAAUCCCAUAGUAUUUCGGACUAAUCAGGACGUCGGCUUUUGACUGCACUUCUUUUUUGCCUCCUGCAGAAACCACACUCGGUAAAAAGUGACUGCUUAAAUAGCAUGCAUUUUUCCUAUUGGUUUUCGAUGGUCUUGUAAAUUCGAAUAUAUUUUAUAAAAAACAUGCACAUAAAUAUAUUUUUUUCACUUUUUUGGUAGAAAAUCACAUGACUUUGUAUUUUAUAUCCGAAGAAAGUGUCUAUUUAGGUUUUUAAAAAGUUUCUAGUUAUCAAGUUUUUAAGACCGUGCGAUGUCCGUGCAUACAGGGCCGCACAUGUCCGUUUACCAAUGCUCCCCAUGAAAUGUACAGCACUGUCCGGAUCCAUUACAAAAUUUUAUGAAUUCUAUAUGAUAUCUUCUUAAAGACACAGAGGAAUAUAUGAUUUGCCUUACGCGGAAAGCAUGCAACUUGUAGACUGAAAUCACUAAACGCUAAUGCAAUGGCAGAUCGGACUCAAAAUUAUUCAGGAAUUAGGAAACUUUUUUAAAACCUAAAUAUACACAUUCUUCGGAUAUAAAAUACAAAGUCAAUGUGAUUUUCUACCAAAGCAGUGAAGGAAAGCAUAUUUAUGUGCAUGUUUUCUAUAAAAUAUAUUCGAAUUUACAAGACCAUCGAAAACCAAUAGGAAAAAUGCAUGCUAUUUAAGCAGUCACUUUUUACCGAGUGUGGUUUUUGCAGGAGGUAAAAAAGAAGUGCAGUCAAAAGCCGACAUCCUGGUGAGUCAGAAAUACUAUAGGAUUAUGCUGCAUGCUAACCAGUAUUACAACUUCACAUAAGUAAUCCUUCCAAAUCGAAAACGCAUUUCAGAAUUUCGGUUAACAUUUCAUAAGAUCGGUCACGUACUGUAUAAGUAGGAUCGAUCAGCCAAAUACUUCAGCGAAACGUUAAGGUCUUCCGGUAAUAAAUUCAUAGCCCAUCCCAUUAUCCAAAAAUCCAUCCUCAUACCAACUUUUAGCAAGAUAACAUGAGAGUUAUUAUUUCCACAAAAGAAAGUGAUCUCACAGUUAUUCAAAUUUCCAUAAAAGACGGACCAUAUUUUUAGGCUAUGAAGGUUGCGUAGAUCGGAAUUUUACAAAUCACGCCUUUGUUUAGCCACAGCGAAGAAAGCAUUAUCUAGUGAGUGCUUUCACUCAGUCAACACAACGAACGCAACUGGAAAACUCACUGAACGAUGCCCUCGACGUGACUCACUUUUGCGCCCCAGACUCCAUCCUCUUUUGAAGUAGCUAUUGUGUAGAUUCCUAAAAAUCAAAAGUUAACAAAGCACUAGGAUCUUUCCGAAAUACGGCGCCCUCGGAUUCUGUCUUAAGAGCCGCCUCGACAUAAGGUGACAACGGCGGGUUGAAACUUGACUUCCCUGUGGCUUAGCGUUUUAAAGCAAAAUAAGAUGCGCUUGAGGCAGUUUGCCGAGCACAUGACUGACACACCGCUUGCGGUAUGAAAAUUUUUUUAUCGUCAUCUGAAAGUCAUUUUAUCCCUGACGCUUCCAGUCCCGCCCGCUGGAAAGUUGAAGCUUUUGAGGCAUCUUACGUACAGACGGAACUUGAUUGGCUAGCGUUUUGAUAAGUGACUUCGGGAUAUUAAAAAGUCGCCCAUAAGCCGACGGGGUGACUUGUAAAGCAUCUUCAGUAAGUUGUCUUCAAAAAAAUUACACAUGAUGCCAGUUAUCCCAAUGUUUUAUUAGUUUUUGUAAAAGUAUGUGCAUGCUAGUGGCUUGGUGCCACAGUGUUGGACUUGACGGUCGUUCGCGCAGGUCCAGUAACCCAGAGGUGAAGUCAAACGACAAAUGCAUUGCAGUAGCAAAAAAUUGUCCGAAUUUUCGUGAAUAAAGUGCUCCACUUCCGAAAGUGGUUUGAUUCAAUGACAUUCGAGCGACGGACAGAAAUGUGCAAUAUUUUGCCACAAAAAUACCUACAUUUGCAAAGAUUCCUAAUGAAAACUCCAAAGGCAAUUUGGCGAGCAUAUGUCUGCUUCCGACAAAUUCUCUUCAGGCCUGUACAUUUAUGUGGCCAUUGAAAUAAUAAAUAGAAAGUUACGGCCAAGUAGAUAAUUCUGCUGUAGCUCGGGUUUGGGGAGAAGGCGGGAGAGUGAAACACCAAAAUUCCAGUCAGCGCCAGGGAGCACGUAGGCCCCGAGCAAAGGGCUUUGCUAUGUGUCAAGACACCAUGUCGACCACUCUCAUAUGAUUACAGUAAGCGGGCUAACUCAUGAAAUGUCAACCGAAAUUCUGAAAUGCGUUUUCGUUUCGAAAAGAUUAAUCAAGUAGGGUUGUAAAACUGGUCGGCCUACAACAUAAUUCUAUAAUACUUCAGUUACCUCAGGAUGCUGCCUUUCGAACGAACUUCCUUCGAAUGCAUACAAAAAUUAUACUCUGUAAAAAUGACUACUUAAGCAGCAUGCAUUUUCACCAUUGGUUUUCGAUGCCUCUCAAAGUCCAAUUAUUUUUUAUGGAAAACAAGCAUGAAAAUAUUGAUUCUUUCGCUCAUUCGGUAGAAAUAUAGUCUUUCGAAAGCCGACACCCUGAGGUAGUUGGAUCAUUAUAGAAUUAUGCUGCAUGAUGAUUGGUUUUACAACCCUAUCUAAUUAAUCUUUUAGAAUCCAGAACGCAUUUUGUACUUUCGGUUGACAUUUCAUGAGUUAGUUCACCUACUCUAUCUAGGUACAAUAUACCAACAUAUAAAUACGCAAAUACCAGGCUUAAGAUUUAUUUAUCAUAAAAGUCAGACCGUUGAAACUGGCAGCCCUAUGUACUUCAGAGUCAGAACAAGGUUGAUUCUGUGCGCUCUAGGGUUUUUACCGGAAGAUGGAUGCCAUUUUUGACUUACGUCCCAAAUGAUCGCGAAAUCAGCCCAUGUAUAGCUUUCAUUGUGUCUAUAGACAUUUUCAUCUCCCAUCUUCAUUUUGUUCAGAUGUCAACGAGAAUAGGAUUUGAGCGGCUACCUAAGUAGAUACUAGAUUGCUGCAUAAUCCGUAGGGCUACGUAAGGACCAUUGCAAACUGGACCCAACCGUUGCUUGCGCGUGGAUUCGCACGGCACCGACCUCACUUUCUUCUGAUAUUUUGUAUGUUGCAGCACCACGACAAAGUAAAGAUGACAGCGCACACAGCUGAACGCAUUGACUGAUCAGGCUUUUUUUCUUUGUCAUACUACAGCACUCAGUAGCGAAUAAUGCCUUAAUUUAUGAUCGCUUUCCAAACUAAUGUUUCCUUACUUAUCCAACGAUAUAACGUCAUAAACUCACCUUAAUCUACAGUAAAAAUGGAAGAUUACUAAGCAUCUAUCACAAUGGAAGUCGUUAAUUACUUGAGCAAGAUCUUAUUUCGCAGCCGUACCUGUUAGGGCUUAGGGGUUGUGGUUAGGUGUAGGUGCUUGUCUACUGCAACUACGGCUACGAAUUGAGAUCCGAUCAUUACUCGUUUAUAGAGAAUAAUCUAAAUGUCCUGUGUAGGUGCUUGUCUACUGCAAAUACGGCUACGAAAUGAGAUCCGAUCAUUACUUGUUUAUAGAGAAUAAUCUAAAUGCCCGGUGUAGGUGCUUGUCUACUGCAAAUACGACUACGAAUUGAGAUCCGAUCACUACCUGUUUAUAGAGAAUAAUCUAAAUGUCCGAUGUAGGUGCUUGUCUACUGCAAAUACGACUACGAAUUGCGAUCCGAUCAUUACCUGUUUAUAGAGAAUAAUCUAAAUGUCCGGUGUAGGUGCUUGUCUACUGCAAAUACGACUACGAAUUGAGAUCCGAUCAUUACUUGUUUAUAGAGAAUAAUCUAAAUGUCCGGCUAUUGCGCUAAAAAGCCUGCAUUUCUUUAUGUAUUACUGACGGCUGGAAUUGUGCGUCUUUACAGCAGAUGUUGCGUGAACUUAAUUGGUCAUUUGUUAAUAUGUUUGUCUGUAAUCAAAUACAGUGGGGGAGCUAAUUCAUGAAAUGUCGGCAUAAACUCCGAAAUGCGUUUCCGUUUCGAAAAGAUUAGUUAAGUAGGGUUGUAAAACCAAUCAUCGUACAACAUAAUUUUAUAGUAAUUCAGUUACCCCAGGAUGCCGGCUUUCGAACAAACUCCCUUUCAGUUUCAUAUAAAAACAAACGCACAAUAAUUACUACUUAAGUAGUAUGUAUUUUCUCAUCGAUUUUCGAUGUCCUCAAAUAUUUAAUUAUAUUUCCUGGAAAACAUGCAUAAAAUGUUCAUUCUUUUGCUCAUUUAGUAGAAAAUUACGUCUUCUCUCAAUUUUGCACUCGAAGGGAGGGUAUAAUUCGGUUUCAAAAGAGUUUCUAAUUGUGAAUUUUUUUAAAACCGUGUAACGGCCGUUCAUAAAACGCAAUCUCUCUGCAUUUACGAAUGUGUCUUGUAAAGUUAACAAUAUUGCUCAAAUUCACUGCUAAGUUUUAUGAACCCCAUGUGGUCUCCUCUUAAUACCGUGGAAAAAUGUAUGGUUUUCUCUACAAGGAAAAUAUAAGGCUGGCAGUUUCGAAACCCUGAAUGCAAGUGUAACAGCAGGUCGGAUUCAAAAUUAUUCGGGAAUCAAAAAAGUUUUUUAAAACCAAAUAUACUCUUCUUCUGAGUAUAAAAUCGGAAGAAGACGUGAUGUUCUAGCGAUCAAGUGAAAGAAGGAUUAUUUUCAUGCAUGUUUUCCAUGGAAUAUAAUUGAAUGUUUCAGGGCAUCGAAGGUCAGUGAGAGAUUGCAUGCUACUUAAGUAGUCAUUUUUUGCAGUAAAUAGAUCCGACAUGCUAUCAAAAAUAAGUUUUUUGAAAGCCGAACUUCUGAGGUAACUGAACUAUUAUAGAAUUAUGCUGCAUGAUGAUUAGUUUUACAACACUAAUUAAUUAAUCUUUUCGAAACGGAAGCGCAUUUCAGAAUUGCUGUUGACAUUUCACGAGUUAGCCCAUUUACUGUAUUUCAAAUCACUUAGAUAGGGCGCUUUUUGUAAAGCCAUCUCAAGUAGAACAAUUAUUAUUUAAGGUUUUGAGAACCUCACUUAGGAGUAAUGUUUUGUCAUCGUAAUUGAUACGCAAGUGGAUCUCUCGCUUGUUUGCAAACAAGCCGUACUCUGAACUAACUUCCAAUAGCUUGCAAAUUAUGGGUUCACAGAAAGGCCUGGUUUACUUUCUUUUUGGAAGCUGAGCUGUGUUUCUUAUGUUCAUGUGCUUUAAAACUAACUUGGAAGGUCCGAGGUAUCAACGCACCUUUAUAUCGACUCUGGCUUAAAGACAGUAUUCAUCCUGGUGUUCAUACCAUAUUCUAACAGACCGCCAUAGAGCCAAUCUUUUUAAUCAUUUUGGAGAAUUACACAUUACUAAGCAGAGAUCUCUCAAAUUCAGACGUGCCGAGACCGUAGAUUCUAAGAUUCACAAAAAAUCUAUGACUCAAGUGUGUCUUGUGAAUUCCAGGCGGACUGUUUGGGGUAUUCGGUUGGACAGUCAUCGUACGGCAUUAAAAUUAAUGAAUUCCAUACUAUGCAGUUGGCUGGGCGGGUAACUUGACACAAAUGGAAUUCAACACACGGCUCUCGGUGAGCCUUUUAACUAAGACGACUAGAGUGUUGGCUGUACCCAGGCCUCCUUCUUUCUGUCUUGCGUUCGGAUUUAACCGAGGUUGCUGAGUCUAUCGUAACUGAGCCACAUGGAUUAUUCAAGAUCUUCAAAAUUGCCUCAUAAGAAUGGUUUCUCGAAAAUGAUAGGACAGCGAGUGCGCGGCUCAAUGAUAGAGCAUUGGACUACUUAAUUCUCAAUGGCCAAAUGACCCGGGUUAGAAUUCUAUGUUGUCCAGGUCAGUGGCUGUGCGUCGCUAACUGACGAUGGCCAAUAGGAAAGAAAUGACCAUCUUACUCUGAUCUUCUUUUUUCCGCUUUCCUUGUUAACCAAAAACGCAUUAAUUUUACCAAACUCCUUGAACGUUUUGUCGGCUCUCUAAAAUACUGACAAAAAGAAUGGCUAUAUUUGCCGCAAACGAAGCAAAGGAAAGCCGACCAGGAACUUCUGUCAUCAUCUGACAGAUACUCAUAUCUCUGGUCCUGGUGUACUCCGCGAACAAGAUAAACAAUAUAUUUGAAGUUCGUCCGUCCUUGGCCCUCUUUGCUCGUUAAAAGGGCCUUGAGAGAAAUUCAUCAUGUCAAUAAAUCCCGAUUAUGUGGAACUUAGACUCCUGUGGAAAAGACACGUAAAUAAGGUGUUCCAUUAAAUUUAAAACAUAAUGAAACUUGGAACCUGUGCCAACGGACUCAACCCACUUGUGUCCUUACUUGAUAAAAUUAUAAGAUUGGUGUUGGUAGUGGAGUAUGCACCAGCACAAUUUAUUUCAUUCGCUUUGGUGUCCUCACAUGCGUAUGUAGGCAGACCUUCUUUCGCUUUUCAAGUUUUAUUCGACAAAUAGCACCCUGAUCUUCACUACUUUCUGACAUUCUAGUGAAUAAAAGCAAUACAUCGUAUUCUUCUACAUUUAAGUAUACGUCGCAAUAGUGAGAUGUUUUUUGGUACAUUUUUGAUUUAUACCCUUACAAAUAAGAGUUCCCAGUGAGAAUUUAAUUAACCUGUAGUGAACGACUGUCAAAAAGCAGGAUCUUUUAGGUCUGGAAAGACGAGAAGAAAAUUAACAAGUAGAGGAAACUUUUCUAACAUCCUGAAGCUGCCAGUUAGGCGUUGGAUCUAACCGUUGUACGUCUUAAUGUGUUUCGCCUUAAAUUACGUGCAAUCGCUGAACACAAACUAAAUGCUGCGCCCAACGUGGUAUUGUGCAUGCACAAUUGUAUCGUUUCAUUUUAGGCUGGAAAUAGUUGCCGGUCUAUUCUUUUUUUAUGAUAAUUAUCGUGUUACACAUUGAGUGUUGCAAUGGAAGUGAACAAAUGCAUUUUGACAGAAAAAAUAUUUAUCCCGCUUGCAUGAGUUUCCUGUUAGUAAAAUAUGGUCCUCAGUUAGAAAACGUGACUGCAGUUAACAUGAGCAAGAACAAGAACAGUUGCAAUUGAACAGGAAAUGGGGGAAUUUAUGACUUCGUCAAAGUCAGUGUGCCUCUUUGCUUUUGACUUGUUUAAAUUCAGUCUGGGAAAGCCACGUUUUAUAGCUUCUGACAGUCGGUUUCUGUGCCAUUGUGAAAGGUCAGGAUAAAACAUUUUGCGUUCUGAUGAUCGCAUGUUCCGCCUCUUCAAUGCAUAAAUGUGUUUACGAACAUAUAAGCAGAGAAGUCGUUUCUGACACACCUUAAGACGCCAUUAGUACUUGACGACCUUCCAAUAUCAUUUUUCGAACGAUGGUGUCUUCAAGAAGAGGAGACGUGGACGUUUUAUGCCCGAUAUGCUGAAAUGAACGGCUCGUCCUCACAGAUCAUUUGAAAAGCCAGCAUUUUGAGCGUUUUCCGAAGACGCUGUAUUCCAAGUCAUAAAACUGUGUACUGUGGUGGUAAGCGCUAAACACCUGCGAUAUAGGUGGAGUAGAUAAGACCGGCUUACGGGCUUAGACAUAAUCAGCCCAUUUUGACUCGUACAAAGAAUGCACAUCUUGCAUUUCUCUCAUAAAACGCCUUUUCGCUUACCUGGUGGCAAAGGCUUGUACUAUCUAGUUACCGGUCGAGCCCCAGAAACACUUCGUCAUUUUUCUGAGCUCUUUAUCUUGCGCAGAAAGAACAGUGACAACAGAACAAGCGACAGUUAUAGGCGGUAUGAACCAAUAAAAACGGGAUGACGAGGCCAGAUCAAUAAAUCUAAAGUAAGUGGGCUGAAAUAUCAAUCAAAAUUCCGAAAUGCGUUUUAAUUUCGAAAGAUGAAUAAGAUGGGGUUGUAAAACUAGUCGGCCUGCAACAUCAUUCUAUAAAAUUUCAAUUACCUCAGGAUGCCGGCUAUCGAACGAACUUCUUUCCGGCUACAUGCGAAAACCACACUCUGCAAAAUAUGACUACUUAUGUAGCAUGAUUUUUUCUCAUUUAUUUUCGGUGCCCCUAAAAGUCCAAUUAUCUUUAAUGAAAAACAUGCACAAAAAUAUUCAUUCUUUUGCUCAGCCGGUUGACAAUUACGUCUUCUUUUAAUUUUAUACUUGAAGUAUGGAGAUAAUUCGGUUUCCAAAAACUUUUCCAAUUCCCGAAUAAUUUUGAGCCCACUCUACCGUUACACUUGGAUUUAGGGUUUCCAAACUACUAGCCAUAUAUUUUUCGCGUACGGAAAACCCCACACUUCUCUACGGAGCUAAAGGGGAACUAUAUAAGAUUCACAAAAUUUAGCAGUGGAGUUAAUCCACAUUGUUAACUUUACAAGCCACAUUGGUAAAUGAAGAGACAUAAAGUUUAAGGAACGGCCAUUUCACGGUAUUUAAAAGUCCCACAAUUAAAAGCUUUUUUAAAAUCGAAUUAUGUCCUCCCUUAAGUAUAAAAAUAGAAGAAGAUGUAAUUAUCUACCGAAUGAGCAAAAGAAUGAAUAUUUUUUGCAUGCUUUCCGUGAAAUAUAAUUGGAAAUUUAGGGGCAUCGAAAAUCAAUGAGAAGCAUGCAGGCUACUUAGAUACUCAUUGUUUGCAGAGUGUGGAUUUUGCAUGUAGCCGGGUGGAAGUUCAUUCGAAAGCCGGCCUCCUAAGGUAACGAAAUAUUAUAGAAUUAUGUUGCAGGAUGAUUAGUUUUACAACCCCACUUAAUUCAUCUUUUCGAAACGGAAACGCAUUUCGGGAUUUCGGUUGACAUUUCAUGAGUUAGUCCACCUGCCGUAUUAAUUAAAUUUUCAUCCUCGGCUUAUCUUGCUUCUGGAGGGGUCGAGUUACCAAUCGACUAUCCCGUAAUCAAAGGCAAGCCUUCCUGUAAUCUAGGCUUUUUCGGAGAACUGUGGACUAAUAGAAGACUGCGAUCGAUGAGUGAUUGUCUUCCGUGGAUAGGAGGACAAGCGUACUCAGAGCAGGUAUGCAAAAUACUCGUAGCACUUGUUUGUGGAAAACCUCUUACCAGUGCAUUGUACGCAGAGUCUGGCCUGACAGUUUUUUACAUGAUAUCUGACACCGCUGCUUCCAGUUAACAACUUGUAGUGGAGUCCUAUCGGGCACAGCAAUCAUAAAAAGGACCCAACUAAUCACGUGUCGCUUUUGAAAUUCUUGAUUGGCUGCCUUCAAGGAAAAUAAGUCCGCUAUCUAGAGAUUGACGAAAUAAUAUUUUGUAGGGUCGGAGCCAGAGUGCAGACGUUUUUUUUUACGGGAUGAGUGCUCUUGGUGGUUUUUUUAUGAGAUUGAAGAAAGUGAGGAUUUAUGGAUCGGCAAAGGAAACACCCCUCUUCACAUCUGAAUGAAUAGCAGUAUCACAGCUUUAAGCCUUUUGGCUUCUGGAAAGGGAAAGCUUAUCCAGCACUGGAAUCGCCUGCUUGCUCUUCUAGCUUAACUUUCUCAUAAAAAGUGCCAUCGUCGGAGUCGAGGGUAAAAUGUAACGGACAAGUUCUCUCGAAAAUGCUGUGCUUAAUCUGUUGAAAACCUGUUAUUUAGCAACUUCAGGUCAAUGGAACCUUAGAAAGCUGUCAAAAUUCUUAUGUCCAGCUGACGGAAAGGCACAAUAAAUCGGCCGGUGCACGGGGAGUGUGUACGUUAUCGAUUUAGAAGGAUAACUUUAGUGGGAUUGUAAUACUGACUACCUAGUGGCAUAAUUCUGUGAUAUUUCAGACACAUCAGGACGUUGGAUUUUGAUUCCACUUCUUUUAGGGCACCUUCAAAAAUCACAUUCGAUAAAACUAAUACUUAAUAAAACAAACGCCUUCCUGAUCAUUGCAAUUUUUAUUGAUUUUCGAUGGCCUUAUACAAACGCAAAUAGAUUCUGACAUAUUUUCCAAAAAAAACUCAUCAAAAUAUUACAAAAUGUACUCAUUUGGUAGCAAAUGGCGCCUUCUUCAAGUAUUGUACUGGAACGAAGGGUGUCUUUAGAGUGUAAAGAUUUCUAAUUAUGAGGUUUUUUAAGAUAGUGCAUCCUAUCGGUCUUCGUAUUAAUCAUCCUUGUAGAUUAUGCAACAUAGCUCACAUUCACGGCAAAAUUUUGUGAUGCCAAAUGGUCCCUUUCUAAUUGCACGGAGGAAUGUAUGACUUUCCUUACACAAAACUUAUACAGCGUGUAAACUGAAAACCCUAAACGCAAGUGCGACGGCGGAUCGAGUUUAAAAUUAUUCGGCAGUAGCAAAACUUCUUUCGAACCUAAAGAUGCCAUUUGUUCGAGUAUACUAUUUGAAGGCGUAACUUUUUACCAUGCAAGUACAAUAAGUGAUAUUUUUACGGAGGCUUCCCACCAGAUAUAUUUAAAAUCAAAAGACGUCGAAAACUGAUAAGAAACCGCAGUAAGUAAGUACUUACUUUUUUAUGAAUGUGCUGUUUUUAGGCGACCAAGCUAACGCCCUGGCAUGUCUGAAAUAUCAUGGAUUGUGUCGCGCGAUAAUAAAUACUUUAAAACAACUUAAGGAAUCCUUCUUAAUCAAAAACGCAUUUCAGAACUUCGAUUAUCAUUUCAUUUGUUCGGUUACUAACUUUAGGCUAAAACAACUGCUUUAAGGGGUGCGAUAAGUGCUCCUGCCUUCUAAAUUUUUCACGGUAACCUCCCCAUAUUUCAGACAAACUCGCAUGAAAAGGUCCAUCGACGUGUUAAAACACGUUGAAAACGGGCCCGAUGUAUGACAAGCGUAGGCAGGCUGCUAAGCUUUGUCAAUCAGGGGACCCGCAAUCACCGUCGGUCGUGCCGGCAUUGCCUUUCCAUCGAAAAGAGUUGGAUGGGAGAGGAAGGGCGCUGCGCAAGUCCGCCUCAGCAUAAGCUAGUUCAGGCGCAAAUUGGUCGUUCUGAGCACACUCCGUUUGACGCACAGUGGAAGCCGUCAUUGGUGACGCUUGAACUCCCUAGCGCAUCUGUAGAUCCCGCCAAACCAGUGAAUCAGAGGUCAUAAUUACCCAGCAGCUAGUACAUCGGAAGGACAUAAAACGGAUCGAUCAAACAGUCGGACUAUGCUGCUGGAUCCAGUAAACAAGCCCAGGAGGGGAUUUAUGAAAACUUACAGUGUGUGACCCAUCUCAUGAAAUGUUGGCCGAAAUUCUGAAAUGCGUUUUUGAUUGAGAAGGCUUCCUUAGGUGCAGUUGUAAUACUGAUUAGCUUGCGACAGAAUCCUAUAAUAGUUCGGACUCGGCAAAAUGUCAGCUUUCGAAUGCGUUGCUUUCUAGUCUCCUGUAGAAGCCGAACUUCGCAAGAAAUGACUACUUGAGUAGUAUGCAUUUUUCCCAUUUAUUUUCGGUGCUCUUGGGAAUUCAAAAAUGUCUUAUAAAAAUUACAAGCAAAAAUAUGCUUUCCCCCAGUAGUUUGGUAGAUAAUCACGUCAUUUUUAUAUUUUAUACCCGAAGAAGGAGGAUAAUUAGGUUUUAAAAAUGUUUUUUAAUUCCCGAAUAAUUUGGAACCUGAUCAGUCGGUGAGUUAGUGCUCAGUGAUUUCAGUCUACUAGGUGCAUGCACUCCGCGUAAGCAAAAUCACAUAUUUUUCCAUGCCUUUAAAGGCUAUUAUACAGAGCCCAUAAGAUUUCGCAAUGGAUGCGGACUAUGUUGUACAUUUCAUGAGGAGCAAUGUUAAACGUACAGGUACGAUGCUGUAUGAAUGGACAAUGCACGGUCUUAAAAAAAUUCCCAAUUCCAAACAUUUUUUGAAAUCUAGUUAUACUCCUUCUUCGAGUAUAAAAUAUAAGAGUGGCGUGAGUGAAAGAAGGCAUAUUUUGUUCUUGUUUUCCAUAUAAUAUAUUCGAACUUGCAAGAGCGAUGAAAAUCAGUGGGGAAAAUGCAUGCUACUUAAGCACUCACUUUUUUCCGAGUGCUAGAGAAGACUUUAAAUCAGUGCAUUAAAGGGUUGGCAUCCUGCCGUGUCCCAAAUAUUAUAGAAUUAUGCCUCAAAAUAAUUAAUAUUACAACCGCGCCUAAGUAAUCCUUCCUAAACGAAAGCACAUUUCAGAAUUUAGGUCAACAUUUCAUGAGAUCGGUCACUCACUGUACUUAUUGCCAAAUGAAAGGACUAUCAGUUCCUUUUGUUGAGUUAUUCGGUCCAAUCAUGUUACAACUUUGUUUUUGACCUCUUUAAGGUCUUGGGCCAGUCGAUUUACCGGAUUUCACGUCAGCAGAAGGCUUGGCAUUAAGUUAAGUGAUAUCGAUCGGCUGUUGGCCAUGAGGACAACUGGUCUGCGCAGUCCAAGGUCUUUGGCAGAGCGCAUCAUGUUUUUUCUUAUUCCUAUGGAUGAACUUGACUGAAAGCUUAAAAUGUCAGAGUCCUAACUCACUGGAUCCAGAGAUCGCCUUCUGGAUUUCUGCCCUGAAUAAUUUGCCUCUGUAUUGCUGCCAUCAUCUCCGGUGGUGGGUUGUUCUGUCGGUUUGAAAGAUUAAAAAGUACGCAUAGUCUCGGUGUGCUAACCGUUCUCACCUUUUGUUGGUAAAUUAAUACCUCCUCAGCCAGUAUUUACAACGUUACCGAGCCUAUGAAUCACAAUAAUGAUCAAAAUUUAGGAAACAAAAUCUUUAGACCUCCUGUUUCCAACGGACAAUGGAUUUAAAUAAUGCGAACACGUGGUUUUGUUGAAAAGUGAUAAGAGCAUCCACUUUUAUUGCACAAAGCCCUAAGUCAGCAGGAUGUGGUUUAAAGAUCAGUAGUGACGAUAAAAAUCCGCAUACGACUUCUUCGUUAAAACUGAAUAAAUAUUCUUGUCUUUUAAGAUCCUAUCUGUGUCUAUUCGGAAGUGAAAUUAUUUUCCACCAUUUCAUAAUAAGUAGCCGUUGGAUGCAAGGCCACGCCCACAUGAACACCUGUAUCAUCUGAUCAUUUGCAGGGUUUUUAGUUUGUUAUUGUUCAUUUGCUUGUCUUUUUGAGCUGAAGUUUCACGCAUCUACUAUCAUUCAAAAAUAUUGCGGACAAAAGUUUGAAAUGGCAAAUUUGUAGAAGCAAAGGUACUUGUUAAAUUGCUCCGAAUAGACUUUUGGGGGAUUCAGAAAUAAGCUUUGCAGUGCUUCAUUGCAGUCUGUUUUGUUCGUUUUUUUCAUUAUCCCAUCCUUUCACGCCUACGACGAGCUUGAAAUCGCAAACCAUAGGCAGCUGUAAAAUGUCUUCGAAAACUAUUUGGAAUGGACAUAGGUGUUGCUGAAACUAUAUAUUUCCGGCCAUCAGAUACUUAUGACGUGGAAAAACUCCCGUGGGUGCCCAGAAUGGCCCAGAAUAAUAGCCAUAUUAAACAAAAACCAACGUCAGUAUGUUGCUUAUCCAGUCUACACCUGUGAUAGCACCCUGAACGUCAAAAUAUCCGCACGCCGUAACUAGCGAUCGGCAAAUCAAAAGGUUCUUUUGCCUGACGUUUCUGGUCCACACUCGAACCCAUCAUCAAAAACAAUAAAAGACUGGGGCAGAGGACGCAUAAAGGUUUUUUAUUUAUUAGAUGCCCCUGCUACGCAAUCAUAUACUUGUCUAAAUGACAGUUCGGCCAUCGGCUCUAUGAUGUCCACCGUGUACUCCACAACAAGGGGAAACAGGCUCGAAGACAUGCAUGUGAAUUAGUUUUUGACAAGGGUAGACUUGCGCAGCAUCUACCGCACUCUAUCCUUCUCUCCGCGUGAAGUAGGUAUCAAGACAACCAAGAAGGUCGGAGGUGGGAGAGGGUGCAGAUAGCUGGCACGGCCAAGCCCUUACCUUGGCGCUCCACUCCAGGGUUUUAACCAAUAAUACCAUUAACAGCAAUAACAACGACAUCAGGGAAGAGGCGAAGAUGACUGGCAGCCAUCCUCGCCCAAGCGCAUCUACCGGUAGGGAACCAGGCUAACCAAGGAACCAGCGCCAACCAGGCUAAAUACGGACAUAGUAGACGCUCACGAACCUUAAUCCUAACUAAAUAAGCAUCCCAAACAUUCAUUGCCGAAUGUUAUACUUAGUGCGGCGAUUGUAUGAUGAUCUGCGUUUGAGCCGUCAACUAUGACACUUAUCGCUGAUGUUCGUUAUUGGAGUAAUAAGCACUCCGUCACAUGGUACACUGAUUUAUCCUGAUUGAAGGAUUAAAAUGACCGCUUCCGUUUUUGCAGCUGCUCGCCUACGAUUUAAGUUGGCUGCUGUGGCCUCAAACAGAUGGUGAAGUCAGCUUAGAAGACAAGCCUUGAUUCAGCAAAUGCACGAGUAAAGCCCUACUUAUCUGCGGGCCUCCAUUAUUGCCGUUCUUACGCAUGCUUCGGUGUGCACGUAUUGGCCGGGUAAACUCGUGUUAGGCACAUCCGGACGUGCAGAGCAGUCGUCCAACUCCUGAUUGGCCGUCUGAGUAUGCCCGUGAGGUCGAUGGCUCCGUGUUGGCUUCUGGUUGGAGGGUGGUGCUUCCCAAUCAGAUAGCGCGCAUAGCCAGUUUAGCUGAACAGUUUUAGCUCACUCAUGCGAUCUCCGAUAAACAGUUAGUGACUGUAUGAAUUAACAACAAAUAAUCAAAAAGUUUACCGACCAAAACAGGCACAAUGAAGUCAUGAUUAUUUUUGGCUCAUUUGACGUCAUUAGCCAGUGCUGCUGCCAAAUUGCACUGCCAAGGUUCAUAGACGAAUCUGUUUAAUAUUUGACUCAUAUUCUCAUCACUGUGAACUGGGCUCAUUUCCCGUUGACAGAGGUCGAGAGUAUUCAGGAAUCACAUGACGCUGUCUUGCUCCCAUCUUCACUCAUUUGCGUCUUGCACGUAACUGCCAGGUGACUUCUAAUUAUUUUCCAUCCCUACCGCCAUGGCCUGAGCACCUUAAUGCAGUGAUGAGAGCCUCGCUCAGCAAGCACCUGGCCUUAGUUCACGCCUCGGGUAUGCAACCUGGAAUUGGGAUAGCAUUGGCUGAUGAGAGCAAAUAAAUCAUAAGCGACAAUCUAAGUGUUCCUGUCCUUGUCGAUGAAAAACUUCUAAAUUUGCGAUAAUAACUCGGAAGUGUAGCCCAUCGAUACUGCCACUGACAACGGCGUACAAUUGUACGCCACCUGCACAACCAGUUACUGUGUUCAGACGAAACCUUAGUCCUGAAUAACGAGGGGGACGGUCAGUGCGUUUUCAUGGCGGAUUGGAGAGUGGAGAGCCACGACAGAUGAAGUUCGCUGCUCACACGGUUGGCAUCUGUCAUGAGAAUUUCGGUCUAGUUAAACUUGGGAGAUGUGGUCGGAUACCGCCGAAUGAACCGCGACAUUGGAGCCGAGCCCUCACUGGCGCUGCAUGUUUGAGCAUCUGCCUCCAAGGUAGGCAUCCGGGCUUUCCAACCUAGUUCUUUUACCCGCAACAGCACCAGAUUCAACGGUCGACCCCGAAUGUUUCCUGCUGUAGCAGCUGGUCUUUCGGCCUCUCUGUUUAUCGCCUGAUGGCUGAUUCCGGUUGGUUUGCGAUAAAAGAAGGCGGCUGACGGCUUCCUGGACGUGUACUACGCACGGGAGCACAAGCUGAAACUUGGACCGGUUGGAUUUUGUAUCUUGUCUCGUUUGAGCAUACAGACGUUGGCAAAUUAGCUCGGGUAACCCUUCACUCUAAGCAUCUGUCGGGGGUAUUUUAUUUUGACAAUUUUGUCCUUUGCUUCGCUGCAGUGCAUCUCAACUUGCCGCUAUAGCGUCUGCAUGCUACUGCUUUUGCGACUGGUUCGGGUGAUUGUUGAAAUUUGGUUCUUGCGUCGCUUUCGUCGCUUUAUAAAAAAUCCCAGUUUUUAGGUCCCAACAGAGAGAUCCAGGAAAGCCAGUUGUUUGUUUUCUCCCUUUUGCAUCUCAAAUUGUAUGUCCACCAAGACGGCGUUAGGGGUCUCUUUGAAUACCACCUCCUAGCCUCAGUCGAUGGCACCGAAGGUAUAUACAGAGUGCAGAAUUUCUGUUCGGACCGUUUGAAGAUCAUCGACCUUAACGGCUGUAGUGCUGCCUCUGUUAUAAGAUCUCAAACGUGUACCCAUUGAUGUGUUUUUUUACCUGACCUGUCGAACUUGAGGUACGUCUUAUGACAGAACUUCAGGUCGUGAAGGAUAUAGGUCUGUCUAAGAAUAUUUUCCAUUUAAGCGUAUUUGCGUUUCAGGUGUAAUUCAAUAGUCUCGACUACCAGAUUCUGGGAAAUAGACGUAAAGAGGAACAUGACAGUUAGGAUGACAUGACCUCAUUUAGCAGAAGACUUACCGCUUUAAGUUCCUCAGUAAAUUGUGCUGAUUAACUGCCCACGCUGUCGGAUUUAACGGUCAGACAUUUAAAACACCGAAAAAACCACUUUGCCAAUUCAUAGAUCGGAGGGUUUAUAUGGGACGCGAUGAAACGCAGAGAGGUCGCCUCUUUGUGCACUUUGAGGUGUCCAUGGAAUCCGGUCAAGGCCGCAUUUUAAGUUUUCGUCGUGCGUCGAUCGAUCAGCGAGGCUGUACCUCUAGAUAAAUUUUGCAUGUCAGCAUGUUUACAGGAUUGGUUGCGCAGGGGCGUGGAACUGGCGAUCGGCAGGACACUGGGUCUUGCGCUAAUUUCCAGGGAGAUUAGGAUUACUGUCAAGUUUAGGGCUAUGGUUAGCGUUGGGGCCAAGGCUUAAGUUAGGGUUAGGAUACGGGAAUAUUUACCCUUUCAUAAAAUCAUACGUAUGACCACCUGUACUGCAGCAGGAGGGUACUCAUCUCCCCCUUUUUACCUGGCGAUCGUCCAGCAAUCUUCUUUAUGUUCUUCCUCCUGUCCAGUUCGACGAUGGAACGUCCUGUACCAUGGACAAUAUAACGGAGGCCAUUGUCGGCCUUGAGCUCCCUUAUUACUUUGCGCGGACGAUACUUGAUGUGCGACUAGGUUCUUUGGCUCAUUCAUCGCUUUCGUUUAACUGGGGGCCAACUACACCACUGCGCUCACGUUGGCAGCCUUGGCAUUCGCUGUGUCGGAUGGGCCUCGCGCCAAGUCGCCCGCAUCUUUUCAUCCACACACACCGACUUGGUGCACAGAAAAAACAAGAACCAAGUACAGGACAGCUGCAACUGUCAGUUCUUUAUCUUCAAAAACUGAGAAAAUGUAAAAAACAAUCCGUGUGCUUAACCUAUUUUCCAGGCCCUAAGAAAGCGCUUGUAGGUUCAUCCAAGGCCGAUCCUUGGUGCUGACUGUGACGUCGUAUAAUUUGAUAGACUUAUCCUAUUUGCCAUCUUUAUGCUGUACUUAAGGACUAAGUGCUUCCUGGGUCGAAGAAUUCAGUACAUCUUUGAUAGUUUCACUGCGCCGAUGACCGGUUAAUGGGUUUCGGGAGUACUUACUUACGGACCUAUUAACCUAUUGGCAGAGGGGCCGUUCGAAAGCGUUGAAUUCCCAAGGCUACUACGAGGCUACUUCGACUGAAAUAGAACAAGGCACGUUAUUUGACUUUCACGCUUUACCGCAGAAAAAUCGCUGCUUCCUGCCACAGUAUUAUCGAGCCAAAGUGUUAUGUAGUUAUCAUUCCAAAAGUGAACUAUGAUGAUGAAACCGCGACCACUGAGAACUCUGACGAGAACGAUCAAGAAACAUAGCCACUCUGAUGAACGCGGGAGCCGCUGACUUUUGUGGUCAUGUAUUGCUAUCAAGUCUGCGUCCUAUCGCCAUUGGAUCAUUGUGCGUCCACUAUCUUUAACUGUUGCUGCCCCAAUGAUGGUUUAUUUGUAAAGUUAAACUGGGAAAGUGCUUGUUCCAACGAUCGUGUCCUGUUUCCGGUAAUUGCUCUCUGAAAUUCGCACUCUUGUUUGUGUCGACAAUGGAAAGUGUUUUCGUCACGUGAUGGCAGUGUGCGCAAACUUCACGCCCACAGUUGAUCUCACUUAUUCCGCCUUACAGUCAGGCUUAACUUGAAAACAAAUUAUCUGAGACUUUUUAAACGACGGAAAGGAAAACAACUUGUUUUCAGUUCGUAUGUCCUUGCUUUGACCUCCAGUAUUAGGCAUUCUCGAGUCCAUAAGAGACUUGCCAUAGUGACUGCUCCUGGGUAGAUUAUCCACGUGUAUGUUAAUGAUGUAGGUUACACAUUCUACGUCCCUCAGUAAAACAUCUAAAAUUGCGCAAUAAGAAGAAGUGCAACUGGCCCAGUGAUUUGAAGAGCAAAUUCUUCCAUUAACUGAAGCAAUAAAAUGUGAGUUCAUUUGACUUCCUGUUGUCCUAAAGUCCAGGACGUGAUCUGUCGUCCUUGUCGUCCAGCAGGAUCACAUGUGCGCAUCCAACCGCGCCGAAAUUCGAAGUGAUCGACAAGGAUUACAUCCUUCCCAAGGAAGACGUUUGAUAUGCCACCUAAUGGUCCUCCAAUGUGAUGUUUCUCCCCGACAUCCCCAUAUAACGGCAACAUGAUUCGGUCACCAAAUGGAUAUUUCCAAAAAAUGAACACUCCGGCCCUACUUAAUGCGAGAUAUGUCCCCUAUGAAGGUAUAGUACUAAGUAAAUCAGUGUGUCAGCUUUCAUGAGGAGCUCAUUUUGGCGGCGGUCGCGUUUGGAAGACUUCAAGUGUUGUCUAAUAGGGAUUUUUGCUGUUCGACUGAAAAGUGGAUAAACUCUAGAAAAACACACUGCGAUAAUGCAGCGAGAUACAGGGUAGGAGUGAUUCUCUAGCGAUUUACCCAAACAAGUUUUAUCGGUCGCACUGUUUUCUCUUGCCUCUUGAAAGCAAAAGAGAGUUAAAGAGGAGUGGGUCGAUGCAAUAGUACCUAUUUGCGAAAAUGUUUCCUAUCGUUGCAUUGGAUGAGCUGGGCUUCAAGUUUUUGUAAAUGGUUUUACUUGACUAAAAUAUUCGGAAGAUAGAAGACCAAGAGAAGCGAUUUUACAUAAUUUUCAACGGCUGCUUGCCUGGUGCAAGCGAAUGCCUAACUAUGGUUAGUGACCUAAUUAAAGGACAAAAACUUCAAUGGGUUCACAUACUCAGGUGUCAGUCAGCGAAUAAUAAGUUUGAAAAGCAUCGGCACGCGUAAACGUAAAAGUUCCAUGUGGUGUAUAUUAAGAGAAUUUUUCUUACGCCAGAUUUAUUUGCGGUUUUCUGAUGGUUGUUUUCGUCGAGUUGUAGAUCAAAACUUUAAAAAUUUGAUAGCUUUUGAAAGCAUUUACAGAGUCAGUGUAUGGGCAAUCUUCUUCACGCAGAUGGCCGGUUAGGUCACACAUUAAGACUCAGCCAGAUAUGAAACCUCAUUGUCGAAAAAUACCAACUCCCAUAACAAAAGUCGGCGACCAAUAUGCUUUGAAUAAGUUAAAAAACCUUCUCCAAUAAGUAGCCUACUAAGAUGUGCUUUAAUACUGUAUUCUUCUGGCGGAUGUCCGUGUUAUCUAUCUUUUGACACGACAAACGCAGAAAAAGUUGAUAUUUUCAACCGUUUCUUUCGCGUUGUUAAAAGGUAUAGGCAAAAACCGGACCGCACAAAAGUAUGUUUUCGUAUAUUCAAACUUUACAUUGCCGUUCGAUGGUAAUUGGUUUGACGGUCACUCAAAGCGCAUUCUCAAAUGGCAGGAUAUUAUUGGUAUGUUCAACGAAGGGAUUACCUAUAGACGUUACUAAUGGAUUUUGGGGCAUGAAGUCUGUUUUCCAAAAUAAACAAAACAUGGUUUUUCAAAAAAAAAUAACCUGCUUGUUCGCAACCUGCUUUCUGCGGUUAGUCUUACAAAAAAACCGAUUUUCAUAGGCGGUAUGUUCUGUUCAGUAAACCUGAUGAUGUUGAAUUACUCUCCUUUCAAUCAAAACACGCUCACAUAAACGGUCGAAGUCUAAGACUGCUGAUAACAUGAAAAAUUGCCCCAAUGUAGGGUAACUUGGAUUUUUGCUCAAAUUUAUAAACUUUCGUCUGAUAGAAUGACUUAGGCGCGUAGUCUUUAGGAAAAAAAGGACAUUUUUUGAAAGACGCUGGACAAAUGAGCAAAGCGCAUAACGCUUUAGGUGCUUAGAAAUUACCGCCCCAGUGCCCGUCAUCACACUUCGUGAGUUAGGUCACAUACUGUAGUAAUGCAGCUAUGCAGUAGCCACUUAACAUACUUUAUCUUGUUAUUCGUCCUAUCCUUUUGAGCUUCGAUAUUCCGAAGAAACAACUUCGUGCUGUAUUCUAGAGGCAUGUGGCACUUUAACUUCACUGGCAGUUAAGCAGUGCCAAAACUUACAAAAUAAUCGGAAGGAUUGGACACACGAAUAAGUUUCCUCCGUAUUUCCGAGGGUUUUUGGCCAAAUUCCAGAAAAAUUAGUUUUUCACCUUCCCCCAACUUUAACCCUAACUUUUUUCCUAACCGUCCUAGAAUUUAACGUGAAACCACCUGUAACACGAUGGUAUUUACCUUUACUUUUUACCACGGGAAUCUCUAGUUUUUUGCACAAAUGCCGAAAUAGACAAAUUUUAAAGGACGCCUUUUUAACUCCAUGAAUGAUCGAUACCCCGGAAACUAAUUUUACGAAAGCGCAUCUAUAUUGGCAAGCUAAACCUAGGGAGGUGUCAGCACUUUGCAGUAAACUGAUCCUAGGUCGUGCAAAAUGGCCUCAUAUAAGGUAUGCGCACAUUCUGGCACAAUGACUGACCUAAAAAGUGUAGCAUCUUGAACUCUUCAAAAUCUUUAAUCAACUUCUUUGUGAAAGCAUUUAUUUUGAGUAAGAGUUAAGGUACCCCAUCAGACGGGCAAUAGACUAGACGGUCGGGAAGAAUUUCCAUAUCCAACUAAAAAUCCUAGUUUUCAACGGAGCAUUUAUACACAGACAGUCCAAGCCACAUUCGGCUAGGGCGUUUAUCAAACACGCAUUGGCAAAACACUUUAGUAAUCAUGCUUUGGACCGUAUUGGUAAUCGCCAAUUAACUUGCCUAAAGUUCAGAACGUAACUGAAUCUAUGAAUAUGUGUAUUUCAGCUAGUGCUUAACUCCAAUAGCGAUUGCAUAUUGAAAUGCUUAACAACUUAAAGUGUCUAUUCGGAUGUGCAAUAGGUGUGCUAACUCAUAAAAUGUUAACUGAAAUUCUGAGAUGUGUUUUCGGUUCGAAAAGAUUACUUAAGUGGGUUUUAAAAUUACUCAUCAUGCAGCCUAAUCCUUCAAUAAUUCAGUUAUCUGGGGGAUGCUGGCUUUUGAACAAACAUGUUCCCGGCCGCAUACAACAACUGAACUUUGUGAAAGACGACUACUUAAUUAGCGUGAAUUUUUCUCAAUGAUUUUCGAUGCCCUUAAAAAUUCAAUCAUACUUAAUAGGAACCAUGCAGAAAAAUAUUCACUCUUUUAUUCAUUCAAUAAAAAAACAAAGUCUUUUUUAUUUUUUUACUCGAAGAAAGAGUAUAAUCGGUUUUAAAAAAGUUUCUCAAUGUGAGAUUUUUAAUAUCGUGAAAUGUCAGUUCAGGAAAUAUCGUGCCUCUGCAUUUACGAAUGUUGCUCGUAAACUUUACAAUAUGGGUCAAAUCCACUGCUAACGUUUAUGAACUCCAUAUGGUCUCCGUUUAAUAUUGUAGAGAAAUAAGUGCUUUUCCUUAGUGUGAAAAUAUACAUUUUAUAGUUUGUAAAUCCUGAAUGCAAGUUUAACGGCAGGUGGGAUUCAAAAUUACUCGGGAAUUAGAAAAGUUUUUGAAAACCGAAUUACACUUUUCCUUUGGGAAUAAAUUGAAAGAAGACGUAACUUUCUACCGAAUGAGUAAAAGACUGAAUAUUUUCAUGCAGUUUCCAUUAAAUAUAAUUAAAAUUUUAAGGACAUCGAAAAUCAAUGAGAAAACUUCACGCUACUUAAGUAGUCGUCUUUCGCAGUUUUCAGUUGUUGUAUGCGGCCGGAAACAUGUUUGUUCGAACGCCAGCAUACCCAGACAACUGAAUUACUAAAGGAUUAUGAUGCAUGAUAGGAAAUUUUAAAUCCACCUUUGUAAUCUUUUCAAGCCGAAAACGCAUUUCCGAAUUUCGGUUAACAUUUCAUUAGUUAGCACGCUUACUAUAUCUCAUGUUAAUGAUAUCAGGUAAAGCGUUGGACAAAAACGUACAUUUUUAGAAACGAAAAAGAUCAUACCUAUCAUCAAAAUUCAGUAACAAACUCAUGGAAAAGGACGAAAGGAGUACUAUCGUUCUGCAUUCACUCGAAUCGUGUGGCGAAAAUGGUGACUGACCUACUAUGGAUGAUAUAUUUCGCAUUUUCGAUUCCCUGAAGAAUGCUGGGAGGAGCAGUUCAUCUUAACUGGUCUUUUCUGCCCUUCCUCGGUUAGGGGGAAGAUAUGGAUCACGCGGACGGCUUCAACUCCAGCAGCGGUAGCACCUUCAUCACUACUGAAGAUAGGUAUCGCAGGCACAAAAGAUCCUAUGCUGAUUUGGGCAGAGCUCUUACGCCGCCGUCGGUAUGUUUCUUACUGUUCCAAAAAUUUGCAGUUUAUUGUUUACUGCAUGCUUCCUUAUAAUCAGGAAGUCACUUGUAAAAUAAAGCCAUAGCGUGUAUUAGAAAAGCACUUCUCUUUGUUGUAGGGGUGAUAAGCGUCAAUAGUGCGCAGUGGGUAUUCAUGUGACUCAUCUAACUUUUUUAUUUUAAGGCAUCUCUUACUACCAUUAAUAGCCGUGUUUACUGUUUUAGCAUAUUAGCUGUCUCCAGAAUAAAAUUCUUCUAAUGUAAAAGCGACUUUGCGAAGUUUUAAAGCGCAAACAUCGAAUAAGGUUGAUAUAGAAACGAAGGUCAGAAUGUCAUCUUCGGAAGUAAGUCCACGACAGUCCGGAUUGGUGCUACUGAUAAGCUCUACUUUUGUCAACGUGUGGUCCACAGACACUCAAGUCCAUGUGAUCAACACGACCAUGCUGUUGGUUGUGGCAGUGGGAUUUUUGAGACCGCAUCCCCUCUGGGGUCCGAAUCAUAAAAUAAAAAUGACCAGUCCCUAUAAAGCAGCACAGCUAGACUAACUCACACGAUUUGCGAAUUCCGUUACUCUUUCCCUAGCCCUGACUGAUAGUUACUAGAUUUGCACGACGCACCCAGUCCUCGAAUACGCCACGCCAGACUGUCGAGGUGUGGUUCAUAGUCCUUAUUCACUUUUCAGAACAAGCUGAUGGUUGCCCUAGAGGGUGAGAGUCUGCGUAGACAACUACAAGAGCGACGAGAAAUUAUGUCCUUAAACAGAGAAGUUUUUACACUGGGGCGGUCAGCCAAUCACAAAUUUCCAUCACCGACUGAAAAUCUACCUGUUUUACGGGCGAGUUCUUAGGCAACUUGGGUGUUACGGUUUAUAUAUAGUAGCUGACCUAUCUCCUAAAAUGUCAACCGAAAUUCUAGUAUACGUCUAUAAUUAGAAAACGCUAUUUGGGUAUGGUUGCAGUACUGAUUGUCCCGCAAUAAAAUCCCGAGAUACUCUAAUCUUGCUAAGAUACGGUUUUUAACUGAUCUUUUAUCCCGGUCGCCUGCAAAAACCACACUCAACAAAAAAAGUGAUUAUUUAUUUACUGUGGGCUUGCAUAAUUGGAUUUCGACGCCCUUGGAAAACCUAACUAUAGUUUAUGGAAAACAUGCAGAAAAUAUGUCUUUGUGUGCUUAUUUAGUAACACAUUACGUCCUUCCAAAGUGUUAUACUAAGAAAAAUGGUGUCAUUCGGUUUUCGUGAGUCGACCGUGAAUUUUCCUUUCAUACAGUAUUCAAUCUGUCUUUUCCCCGCUGCUGCUGCUUAGUAAAUUUACAUACUGGUUUGCAUCCGCCGCGGAUUAAAAAACACUAUAUGACUUCUUACUGGCAUAUAGAAAUAUGUAAUUCUCUUUUCACAGUAGGUAUUCAGAAGGUAGUUUGGAAAUCCUAGGCGCAAGUGUAACGCCUUAAAUAAGACUUUAUUUAUUGCGAAGGAAUACAAGAAAGAAUACUGUCGUGCACGUUUUCUAUAAAAUAUAUUUCGAUUAAAAACGCGCCGAAACUCAAGGACAAAAUGCAUACCGCAUAAGCAGUCAUUUUGUCAUGUAUACUUUGCAGGAGAUAAAAAGAAGCUGUUUUAAAAGCCGACACUGGCGUGCCCGAAAUAUGUUUGGGUAUGUUUCGCGAUUAUCAAUAUUACGAACCCAAAUUGGCAAAGUUGAGAGAUCCGGGAAGAUUAUUUGAAGAAGAAGAAAAAAAAGAAGAAGAAGAAGAAGAAAGUAGGCUCUCUGGAAGCAGUUAAAUAUACCUGUUCCGGAGAGCCUAUUUUGUUCUUCAAAUUACAAACGUACCUCAGUGAUUUUCUUUAACUUAAGGUAGAUUUCGGAAUAUCGAUUAAUGUUCCUCGAAAAUAACCAGGUAUUGUAUAUACUGUUGACUGUCAUCGCCUCCAUAAAUGACUUUAGAACAUCUGAACUCAUGCAUGUAAAAUACGGUCGUCCUUUCAAACCCUUGUGGCUAUCUUCUGCAUUCUGAUUCUAGCGUCGAUGGCUGGACGGUGAUGAACAUCUGCUCGAUCCGGUGCUUAUGACGCAUCUUAUAAGCCCCACGCUGUAUGCGUGAACAUUUAAGGAUUGUAUGUGUACGCUAUGCUAUUAUUUAGCCACCCAUGGCCCUCGCCGCCUGGUGUGCGCUGGCAGUUCUCUGACACCCCGUUCCCUGCCGGUAGAUGCGCUUGCGUUCUCGUUGGAUAUGCAGGUGGUGAGCAUGGCUGCCUAGUUAUCCUCCUCUUUCUGACUCGUCGUGGUCUUGUUGUUGGUUAAAAUCCUAGUCAGGUGUUUGUUGUGGACAGGGGGUGUAGUGGUACGCCUAGAUGAGGGUCCAACGGCACCGGCCAUCUGCGCCCUCUCCCACCUCCGGCCUUCAUGUCUUGACACUGGGUUCAGACGCGGGAGGAGGAGAGAGUGCGAUAGAUGCUGCGCAAGUCACUGUGUCUGCUCCCACCUUGCUGUGGACUACACUAUCGUCGCUGACGACGGUCGGACUAUGAUGCCUGCGCAUGCUCUUUUUCCUGGUUUUUUGCUGCAUGAAUGCAGAUGAUGUUCGAAGCAGCUCUCUAUCAAUCCACUCUCAUUCUCUGUCGCCUCCCCUCGAUUAUAUAUCUACCUGAAUAAUAUACCAGUUUUGCUGACGGUGUAACGCUGGCCUCUUUUAGUUCUCUGACGUAGAUGAGAUGGAGGCCGAAUAUGGACUGCCAGUUAAUCACAGUGUCGCCUCCGACCCAGCCCAGCUGGACGCGCAGAGAAGACAAAAUCGGAUUCGUCACUCCAUAGCUGGAAUGUUCCAGAAAAUGAAACGUACCAUGUCGACGUAUUCGGUAGAGAACGUACGUUCGUGAAGGAAUGCGCAAAUUUAAGUAAAGAUUUGUAAGAAAAUCCGCCACUGUUUUGUGAUCACGUUUGACUUUUUAUAUAGGGAUUUCCGGUUACUCUAACAUUACGUUUGUAUGUUAGUUUUAGCUCUAUCCCUUUAAUUAUUUUUUGUUAUGACAGGGUUUUUAAUAAACUUCCAGAAAGUGUGUGAUCGUAACCUCAACUUCUGUGCCGACAUUUAAAAAAAGCCACUAAUUGAUACCAAUGCACUCAUCCCCACGGUGCGGACUUAGGUCGGAAAGGCAAAGAUUCUCACGUAACAAAUAGAUGAAAUUGUUGAACAUAAUUGAAAAAAUCUCAAUUUUUAUGCAUAUUCCUUGUUAGUUCGUUGGUUCUGGUAUGAAGGGUGAACUUUUAUUUUUAGCAAAGUGGCUUUAUUCUGGCCAAGUCACUUACGAUGUCAUCCAUAGAUUAUAUGAUUAAAAAGCUAAUUGUACACUUUGUAAGUGACUGAUACGCACUGUAUGUCAUAAAGUUUACUUUCAUUUUCGAAAUGAAUGACUUUAAGAAACAAGGCUUUGAAACUUCAUAUAUUUUUUGCCGUGAAAUUAGGCGCUCGGGGCGGCUUUUCAUCGCUUAUGAUACUAGAACUUGCUUAUGCAAGUGACUGUGAAUUUCAGAAUGCUUCAGCAAUAGUAACCUUGUUAUGCGAAUGCUAAGCUCUUCGGUCAUUCGCAAGUGGAAAAUACAGCUAAUUCGUAUUCACGUUGGUUAACUCCAUUCCUCGGAUCUUGAGCAGACGAAAUGCCAAGGUAGAACUUCUCCUAAAUUACUUGAAACACGCGAAAAUUAAACCGUGAAAAGUAACAAAGCUUGGGGCUGGAAGAAGUUUGUAUUUCAACGGUCAAAUUUCAGCCUUUACUUAAAAAAAAACAUUGCAUUUCCCCUUUAGAGCACCGAGGUCAACCAAAGGCUCAUUUGGGGCAUCAUGUUGAAGCUGAAUUCUGCUAGACUUAAAGGUGAGAGGCCAUUGUUUAUAAUGACCUAUAUACGAGUGAAAGCAAGUCUGAACAUGUUUAACCGCAGUUUUGACCGCAUAAACCGGCAAAAUCGACCAAGACCUGGUUUCUUUGGCCAAAAUUCAUUCUAAUUAUUUAUGUGGACAAGUUCCAGAACGCGAUUUUCAUAUUCCGGUAAGAUUGCGGCAGAUUUCAUUGCCUGCCAGCGACUCUCGCUGAUCAGACACGCAGACAAUCCUCUUUGAAGGUUGGCGUCAUCUGUGUACAAAAGUUAAAGGCGGAAAUGGCUCUAAAUAUGUUGCUUACUCAAGGAAUAUAAAGAAUCCUUCUGUCCGUAGAUUGCAAACACGUUCAAGAAGGCUGUUUAAACCGUGCUUGCAAAACUAAUGACAUGCCACUGAACAUCACGGUGUAGUCGAACAUGUUUAAUCACAUGCGACAGAAUCCGCGUCCUGUUACCAGCGGGUAAAUCGUUCUACGAUAAGGCGCAGAAAUGGGAACCCCUCUCCUAUGUAAUACAGGUGGCUUAACGGAAAAUUCCAGGACGGGUACAUAUUCCUAUGUUCUAACCCUAGCUCUGACCCUGGCUCGAAACCCAAACUAAACCCUAGCCUUAACCCUCGCUCUAAUCCCCGUGCAAAUUAACACAAAGUCUCGGAAUAGGCGGGGUAUUUCCUAUCUCCGCUCACACCUUCUUCGAAUGCGGCUGAAGUAAUGAACAUUGCAUUGAAAGUGGCCUAAAUAAUCCCCUUUUCUCUCUCAUCGUUUCGUUGGUGUGGAAAACUUAGCAAUGCAAGAAAGGAAUCAAUCUCAUCCGGCAAACCAAGUCCAACUGGUGGAUUUUAUUUAAAAAGUAAAUUAUAUCAAAGGAUUAAAAGAAACUGUGAUGCAUUUCUAAUGUUUACAUCGGUGUAACUGGCUUAAAUUCAAGUUUAAAGCUGCCUAUACUCGAGACGCGGAUGAUUUCCUCUAACAAUCUAAAAUUUGCUAGGUUUCUCUGAUCUACUGCUUUUUAUAUCAGCCUUCUCACCUUCUUAUGGUAAAACUUCGGCAAAUAAUGUAUGCUGGACCACGCAGGAAACCAGGUUUAAACUCUGUUUUUCUUUAGCCAAAGAAAACGUUUAUGUGAGAAUUGUCCACAAUGAUGUAGUCAUUGGUAAAACGAGGACCUGCACCAACACAAACCAUCCCAAAUGGGACGAAAAAUUCAAAUUUAAGUUGGACGAAACUGAAAAGCUUUUGGAGGUUGGUGUUUUAUUUUAUUGUUUUUACUGAAUUUUUUGUGAGAAAAGCAAGUCUGUGUAGGAGAGCUCGGUUGUUAAGUUCUUCCAAGUAUUUUUCUUAAUAUUAUUGGCGGUAUUUAGACUGAAAAAUGAUUUUAAUAUCUUCGAAUAACACAUUUAUUGAGUUCUCUUAAGGUUUAUAAGUUUGGGGUUACUUUCAUAAAACUGUAAGUGUACGCGGAAGCAUCCAUUUCCCGAAUCAGAUAUCUGAUCUUUUCAAUGUUUUCGAAUUACAUAGACGUUACACGGUUAUUCCGCCAAAACUGAUAUAACGAGGCGUAAAUGCUUAUAGCAAUCUUUGAGAUAAACCUGGAAUGACCUGUAUCGCUGACCCAAAAUUUACAGGUUACUUUCCGGGGGAAUUAAAGAACUUAGAAUAUAACUCUUAACUAUAUAACCGUAGUUGGAUUGAACAUAAACAGUUCCUUUAGGCACCUAACAGCGGCCCCCAACUUUCUUAAAAUGUCACCUUAGGCGUCGUAUUUGCAAAUAUAUUGAUUUUUAUGGGAUAUAUGGCGUAGUCUGACUUGUGAUCUAAGUACUAAUGUAUGUUUUCACAAUUCAUUUUACUUACACAUCUAUAUCAAAACAUUUUUAUAUUCAGGCAGAGUAACACUCAUUUACUCAUUCUGCGCUUUUUAGCUGCAACUGGUACAAAAACAUUCGCUUAGGAAUGAUAGAAUACUCGGGCGUUCCUUCAUUGACUUGUUUGCGAUUGAGACGUAA
This is a messenger RNA of Spirometra erinaceieuropaei, 32519 nucleotides long. The record is from the annotation of a GenBank genome assembly. NCBI's taxonomy places the organism in Eukaryota, Metazoa, Platyhelminthes, Cestoda, Diphyllobothriidea, Diphyllobothriidae.